Messenger RNA from Aureobasidium subglaciale EXF-2481, 741 nucleotides. RefSeq lists its product as uncharacterized. The transcript has a single exon. The record is from RefSeq and is a predicted model, not a curated record. NCBI's taxonomy places the organism in Eukaryota, Fungi, Ascomycota, Dothideomycetes, Dothideales, Saccotheciaceae. Bases 1 to 741 code for a protein of 246 amino acids.
AUGACCUUGAACAUGCAUGUUGCACUGCCGCUUUACAUGUAUCCGUCAGUAGGAACAUGGCAACCUUUGUAUGACGCUCUCAGUAACAACCCCCAAGUUACCUUUGAUGUUAUUGUCAAUCCCAACAACGGACCAGGAGGCUCGUUGCCAGAUUCUAACUACAUUGCGAACAUCACCAUGAUCAACGCUCAUCCAAAUGUCAACAUACUGGGUUACGUCCACACAAGCUAUGGAAGCAGAGAUCUUUCCGAUAUUGCCUCAGACAUUGACACUUACCAAUCUUGGUCCACUUACACAAACUCCAACAUCUCACUCGGCGGUAUUUUCGUUGACGAAACACCCGCUUCUCUGGAUAACUACGACUACAUGGCAAACAUCUUCGACAAAGUGAAGAGUACAAUGACCAAUGGCAACCUUGUCUGGACAAACCCAGGUGUUCCUGUCGACGCUUCUUUCUACAACAUUGCAGACAUGAUCAACGCGUACGAGAACAGCUAUGACCACUGGAUGAAUCAAGGAGGCAAUUCGAGCAUCCCAGCUGCCGUGAGAAGCAAAAGCACUGUGUUGCUGCACAGUUAUCCCUCGAACACUGAUACCAUGGCCUCAGAUGUCGACGGACUGGUCGAUGCGUCGUAUCUUGGUGCGUUGUUGAUUGUCAACGAUCAAUACUCGAGUUUUGAUUCAAUGUGGCCGACGUUCACGAGUGAGGUUAAACAAUCAAAUGCGAACAUGAAGUGUUAA